AUGCGCGCAAACACCCUCUUCAAUGUCAUCCAGGCCACCUUACUGUUCGCUUCAACUCUUGCAGCACCCAUACACAACCAGCUCCUCGGCAACUUGCUUUCGUCUGCAGAAAGCAAUGGCCUGGCAUCCGAAGAAUCUCUCUGGUGCCACAAACUCGGCCGCAAGACCGACCGCGCGGACCUUAUCACCGCAGUCAAUGUAUUCUGCUCCACCCACAACGGCGCGCAGGCCGACAUAGAUCACCCGUUGGAGUUUACGAUGGAAAUUCCGAAACACAAACUUGCGGUGGAUCUGAUGGUAAAGGUUCAUACCGACAACGUGGUUGUAGGGAUCCUUGGCCCAGAUUGCGGGAAGUUGUUCCGCCGUGUUAUUGAUGGGUGUAAUACGGGUGGUGAGAAUGGGAAACUGGGCGGCAGCUUCUUCACACAGGGUGUUGAGUUCUGGGUCAACCCGAGGCUUUAG
This is a messenger RNA of Lasiodiplodia theobromae, 462 nucleotides long. Its product is annotated as NADH-ubiquinone oxidoreductase C3A11.07. The transcript has a single exon. NCBI's taxonomy places the organism in Eukaryota, Fungi, Ascomycota, Dothideomycetes, Botryosphaeriales, Botryosphaeriaceae. The record is from RefSeq and is a predicted model, not a curated record. Bases 1 to 462 code for a protein of 153 amino acids.